Molecule: messenger RNA, 549 nt
Organism: Morchella sextelata
Lineage: Eukaryota; Fungi; Ascomycota; Pezizomycetes; Pezizales; Morchellaceae
Exons: 1
Coding region: 1-549 (182 amino acids)
Source: RefSeq, a predicted model, not a curated record
AUGCAUACAUCAGCAAGCUCGUCUAUUACCCAGGGCGCAGCCCCUACGACCUGGCGGGCAUUCUGCGCCCCGAGUGCCAAGCGCGUCAGGCACCCCCAGAGUACCACCUUCGCGCUAGGCUCUGCCGCAGGACCGCCCCACUUUGCGGGACCGCCAGGAGAUAUGGCUCACGUCCGGAGGGCACUCACUAAUGCUCUGAUCGCUUGGGCCGCCAUGAGAUUCCCUCCCCCUCCGGAGACGCUAGGAUGGAGUGAGCCCACCCACAGCACCUAUGGAACUUUUGCUUCUUUUGAUUACGUCAGUAGUACAUGCGAGCACUUCUCAAUGCUCUCACAGUUUUCUUGGAUGCUCUCACGGCACGGCGAAUUUUCUCACGGCAACGUGAAUGCUCCUGCGAAUACUCCCACGAAUGCUCCCGCGAAUGCUCCCGCGAAUGCUCCCGCGAAUGCUCCCGCCAGUGCUUCCGCGAGUGCUCCCAGAGCACUCACCAAUGCUCACAGAGUUGAGGCAUUCGUCAUACUCACUCAAGGUGAAUUAACCCUCACUUAG